GCCAACAUGGCGCCUUGCUGACAGUUGAGGUGCUGCUGCGGUUCUUAUCGCCGGUCUGUGUGUUGCCCGGAGCAGGCGGGGUGGGGCUUUAGUAUCAACGAUGAGGGAGUGGUUCGGGGGUUGCUGAGGAGGAUAUGGGGUCGCAGGCGGCUGCAGGGGACUCUGCUCAAUGGCUUUCCGUAAAGGAGGAGACCAUAUUUCUACAUGACGGGCUAAUCCGGGUCACAGACCUGGCCGAGUUGCCCAGCGAGAUCGGAGUCACAGAGACAGGGGAUACGGAUCUAGAGAUUUUGUCGUUUGAGACCAAGAACCCUACAGAGCUUGCUGAACGGUUAAGAGCAGUGUGUGGAAACCAGAGCAAUGCUUAUGCACGCUUGCUUGAGUAUCGCCUGAAUGCCUUGCGUGGGUUGUGGAAUGCACAGCGACAACUGGCUCUUGAAGAGCAAAAUGAAAGGGAUGGCUCAGAUGAGGAGACACUGGCUUUGCUCAAACGGCAGGGCUUAUUACAGCAGCCGGAGCAGGCUCCGUUUACAUCGCGAAUGGGACUUCUAUUGGUUUUCCCUCUUAUUCAAUCACAGAGUAAAACAGACCCUUCUCUUUGUAACAUAACUGCUGAGGUGCUAUUGAAUUGCCUUCGGGAAUGCCAGCCCCUGAGCUUAAUGAAAGAACCAGCUGACUGCUUAAAUGGAAUAGAAUCUUUGCUUUGCUCAUGGUUAGAAGAUACCUCAACACAGGGCCAACAAAUUUCUUACAAGCAGAAAGAAAACUCUGCAGCUGCUUUGGUUGCUUUGGCAUGUGCUAGGGGAUCAUUGAAAACUUUUGUUCACACAGUACACUUGCUGCAGAAACAGACGGAUUUAGGUUCACUGCCUGUGGCAGAUGUAUUAUAUAGAUUGCUGCUUUUGGAAGGAGGGCCAGGAUCUCCCUCUUGUUUACUUGGAAGCAAACACAUAGUAACAUGGGGUUUUGAAGAUAUGCUUCCAGCUCCUGAUGGGACCAGUGGUUCAAACAAUGAGAAUAAAGAUGCUGACUUGGGUCGGUGUUUGGCAUCAGAUGGCCUUUAUCUGUACACAACUAAUUCUGUUGGCAAAGGAGUUAGCAAACUUGGGUCUGGCCUACAUGGUACUUUACGGGGUUUUGUUUAUUGUCGAAAUGAAGAGCUAGAAGCUGGUUGGCUGGCACAUGGAAGUGGUAAAUUAAUUCACCGGCCGGCAUGCUUUGACAACAAACCUCAUUAUCUUUUCCAGAUAAUUGACGAGUACACUCUCCAGAUUUCUCAGAUAGUCACUAUGCCAGCCAAUCAUUUUCCUAUUGGUAGCAGCAUGACAACUGUACACCUGUCUUCAGAUGGCACAUUUAUUUACUGGAUAUGGUCACCAGCGAGUUUGAAUGAGAAGACACCAAAAGGACAUUCUGUUUUCAUGGACAUCUUCAGUCUAAAUGUAGAAAAUGGCGUAUUUAUGGCAAGCCCCCUUCAUGAACGUAUCAUUUUAAUGAGAAAGGAGGGGGAAUCAGCAAAAAGUAUUAAUGAAAUGCUGCUAAGCAGAUUGUCAAGAUACAGAGCAUCUCCUUCUGCAACAUUAGCUGCUCUCACUGGAUCUACAAUUUCCAACACUCUAAAAGAGGACCAGACUGCUGCAAAUACAAGCUGUGGCCUUCCUUUGAAAACUCUACGAAAAACCCCAAUGUAUACUUGUGGCACGUACUUGGUUCUUCUUGUACCACCUCCAGGAGGAUCAGGAAGUUCUGCUACAAGAUCAUUGUUUGGAGGAACCAGUGGACUGUCCUCUCUGAAAAUUCUUGCAUCGAGUUUGGUGUUUAACAUUUCUGAUGGUCAAUUUACUAACCGAGCUGAUCUCAUUGACUCUGCUGGAAGUUCUCUAGGACGCGGUGCAUUGGUAACAGGACUAGGUGCUUGUUAUGAUACCAUGAAUAACAUGAUUUGGACAUGUUCUAAUGAUUACAUUGAUCAGUGGUGUAAUCCUGGAAACCAAGCUUUCCAUGUGAUCUGUCAGAGGCUCGGUGUCACUCAUAUAAUUGCUGAUCCAAAAGGAGAAGCUGUUUCCACCAGUGAGGUGAUAAACCAGCUCCUGCACCAUGUAGGUGCAAUGUGCAUCCAUCAACUCAAUCUUCUGGCUACGAGCAAUAAUUUACCUAUCACAAACUUUCUUGGCAAACAACAUCCAAUUGAGUCACAUCAUCUGAGCAGCAUAUGUGAUAUUAUGGAGAAAGCUAUGGUUAAUGGGGACAAGUGUAUUAUCCGUUGCAUUCUAGUGGUAUUCCAGGUUGUUUUCAAAUACUUCUUUAAUCCCCAAAUGGAAAGGAAUCGUGAUGUCAUCCGAAGAGCUGGUUUGUUACUGUGGCAACUUCUCAUGGCACCCAAGGAUCAAAUUUGUCCUGAAAUUCAGAAGGAGGUCUGUCUGGCAAUAAGCUCUGGUUUGAACAUUUUGAAUCCAGGAGAGCUUGAAAUCAAUAACUUGUUCAAGCUGAUUUUAACAGAAGGAGAUCGGAAUUGUGGGCUUUCCCAGCUUCGAGAUGUAAUUUUGACAAACUUGGCUGAGCAACUCCAAAGCAACAGGUUUGGUAGUGAUGAAGAUGAACAUUAUAGGUUGAACGAUGAGCUAUUGCACUACAUUUUGAAGAUUGUUGUUCGUGAAUCAUGUGUUUUGAUCACCAAGUGCCAAACAGUGUCUAAAGAAGAUUUCCAAAGACUCUUAUCAACUGUGCCUGUUGCCUCUCCAUGCCUACGGUAUUUGAUGACUGUACAAAAUCACCUCCUUAGUAAUACUGUCUUAAUUAAACCUGAUGAUAAUGAUGACAGUGACAGCUCCCUGCAGGGGGAGACAUUGAAGGUACAGGAACUACAAGUAAGCAUUUUGGGCCUGGCAACCCAAAUACUAACAGGAUGUGAUGAAGUUCUGGAAAUGCUACAAAGAGUAACAACAGCGCUCAUUAACAGUGACAUUUCAGACAGAGAUUUAAGAUUGAAAGGCCUCGAACAGAUAACAAAAUCAACCAUGCUUGGCCACCUCCUACCAGUUCUACUCACAUCACUAAUGCAUCCGAAUUUACAAACACUGACCAUGGCAGAUGCUCUGAUGCCUCAGCUGGUGCAGCUGGUUCUAUACACUAGUCAGACUGCCUUGCUGCUUAAAACCCAGUGUCCAGUUUUGGCAGAUAUUGGAAUCUCUCCUAAUGGAGUUCCUGAACAGAAAGGCAAACUUUUCCCAGAUGACAGAAUGCUUGAUGAGAAAGAGGAGCCAGGUUUUCUGACAGGUCUUAAAAUUCCAGCACCAUGGGCUGCUGGGAAAACAGUGGAAACAGCUCACCCUGUCAGAGACAACUAUAAGUUCAAGGAAACGGUGCACAUCCCUGGAGCACGCUGUCUAUAUCUCAGGUUUGACAGCAGGUGUUCUUCACAAUAUGAUUACGAUAAGUUGGUCAUAUAUGCAGGGCCCAACACAAACAGUAGAAAGGUUGCGGAGUAUGGUGGAAAUACACUAGGAUAUGGAAGUCGAAGUGUAUUGGGGACAGGUUGGCCAAAAGAUCUGGUGAAGGAAUCUUCAGAGGAUGUAUCUGGUGGCUUACCGUUUCUGGUGGACUUGGCUUUAGGCCUGUCUGUCUUGGCUUGUUCUAUGCUGCGCAUCUUAUACAAUGGUCCAGAAAUUACCAAAGAAGAGUUGACUUGCCAUGACCUUUUGCGGUCAAAGCUUUUACAGAGAUGUCAGUGGCAAGUAGAAGCAAAUGGUGCAUUAUCGCCAGCUCUCACCCCUAGUCCUUCACCGUUGCCUCUUACCAUAGAUGAAGACAGAGAGUUUACUUACCCGUCUGAUAUCUUGUUACCACCAGUUGGAAACUAUUUUGAGCUACCUAGAAUUAGGCUGCCUCCUGGAAUUAUGAUCAAACUCAGGGAAAUCUCUGGACGAGCCCGACCACAGUUCAGGCCAAGUAUAAAAGAAGUUAUUCAACCUGAUGUGAUGGAAGAAAUGGUUGUGUCCUGCGUCAUUAAACACCUCAAUUUAGUUGACGCCUUGCAGUCUUUGAUAAACUAUCAGUACCGAGAGGAUCAUCUAGAGGAGUAUGACUUACUUUGCAAAAUUAUGGGUGAAACCUUCAAGAAGCUGAAUGCAAUGGAAAGGCAACUUCAGAGUGUUGCAGAGUUAGAACAGAAAUGGCAGAAUGAAGUGGAUGAUGCUGUGAAUGGAAAACUUGAAAACAAUGCUCCUUUCUUUUAUGACUAUCACUUUAAUGAGAGCAAAAUUAAAGAACUGGAGUUGUUAUGUUCAAUUAAAGAAAAUCCCUACGAUGCAAGUGAUCCAGAAAGUAUGGUUCUGUCAUUACGUGAGAAGUUUUUCCAUGAAGUGAAUUCUCUCGUUCAGAAAUCAUCACAUCCCAUGGCUAAAACAAAGACUUUGGUGAAGAGUUUGAUGAACAGAGCAGAGCUGCUUUUACAUGUCACAAUUGCAGCCCAGUCAGGAAUAACCAGAAGUAUUUCAGGCACACCCACGGAACCCCCAGCAUGUAAUUCAUCAUCAGAAGCCAAGGUCAUAUCACAGGCCAUGCGCCAACCUGUCUUCCUCCGUAGUAUGUCAGCACCCUCUGACUUGGAAAUGAUUGGGAGCAAUGACCUAGAGUUCAACAGGUCAAAUCCAAGGAGACGGAAUGCUGCUAGCCACAGAAGUAGUUCAUUUACUCUCCUUCAGUCGCUGGCUAUAGAAGAUAGCAGAGAUAAACCAACAUACAGUGUCUUAUUAGGACAGUUGUUUGCUUUCAUUGGAACAAAUCCUGAUCAAGCGGUGUCCAGUAGUGGUUUUCUUUUGGCUGCCCAGACUAGAUGGCGUCGUGGGAACACACGUAAGCAAGCUCUGGUACACAUGAGAGAACUUCUUACCGCAGCUGUCAGAGUUGGAGGAGUAACACAUUUGGUUGGGCCAGUUACCAUGGUUUUGCAAGGAGGACCAAGGAUCGAAGAGCUGACGUGUGGGGGAAUGGUGGAACAAGUUCAAGAAGCAUUUGGGGAGACUAUGACCUCUGUGGUUUCCCUUUGUGCCCGCUACCCUAUAGCCUGUGCGAAUAGCAUAGGCCUUUUGUGUACAAUACCUUACACAAGGAGUGAAGAAAAAUGUUUGGUGCGCAGUGGAUUAGUUCAGCUUAUGGACCGACUCUGUAGCUUAAGCAACCAAGGAGAGUCCAGCUCAAGUGAAAAGCAGACAAAGAAGCAGAAAGUGGCUACCAUGGCAUGGGCAGCAUUUCAGGUCUUGGCUAAUCGAUGUGUGGAAUGGGAGAAAGAAGAAGGAGGUUCUACUGAAGCUGUCCACUCUGGCCUGGCACGACAAGUAUCGACUCUCCUCACCAACCACCUUGCACGGGCAACAGAAUGCUGUGGUAACCAGGCUGCUGGAAAUGAUGCUCUACAAGAUGUUCUUAGUCUUCUCAAUGAUCUCUCUAGGAGUCAUAUCGGAAAAGCAAUUCUGAGUCAGCCUGCUUGUGUCUCAAAGCUUCUCUCUCUCUUGUUGGACCAGCGUCCUUCCCCAAAGCUUGUUCUCAUCAUCCUCCAGUUGUGCCGUGCAGCUUUGCCACUCAUGAGCGUAGAAGACUGUGGUAAUGUUGAGCUUCCACCAUGGAGUUAUUCUGUGCAAUCUCUAGAGAGUGAGCAAGAAGAUCCUGGUGAUCCAGCCUCUAAGAUUGCAUCUCUGUUGCUGGCAAAAUUGGCUGACUAUGUUGUACCAGGUUGUCAGACUGUUCUUUCUCCUACAUCAUCUGAGCCUGAAGGUGCAUUGUCUAAAAACAGUCCAAAGAGUUCCCAAAAGGGAGACAAAGAUACUGGUGAGGAGAGUGAAGCAGUUGAUGGCAAACUGUCCAUUUUUAUCCACAAAAGAGAAGAUCAGUCAUCCCAUGAAGUUCUUCAGCCAUUACUCAGUAGUUCCGAGGGACGACCAUUCCGUCUUGGUACUGGUGCUAACAUGGAAAAAGUGGUGAAGAUGGAUCGUGAUAUGACUAAGAGUGGAUGCUGUGAAGUGGUCACAGAAGAAGCUGCAGCUGCUCUCCGCAAAGCAACCAAGUGGGCUCAGUCAGGUUUAAUUGUUAGCGUUGGGCCUCCUGUGGAAACAAUCAGUACUGAAACUGCAAGUGGCAUUUCCUCUGGGGACAAAAAGAAAACCGCACAGACCUCAAUAUGCAGGGAAAGGAAUUCAGAUUUAGCAAGGACAGAUCCAGUGCGCCCUUUUAUUAGUGGUCAUGUCGCUAACAGCAUGGCGGCAGAAGUGAUUGCCCUUCUCCACAGUCUACUAAUGGCUCCAGAGUCUAAUGCAGCACAAAUAUGGACAUCAACUGCAGAGAAGGUGCUUUCUCGAGCCCUGAUGUAUAUUCCACAGCUUGGUAAAUACGCAGAGAGUAUCCUUGAGAAUGGGAGUGGGAGUGUCAGGAAGCUGGCCAAACUGCAAGGCAUCGCAAGACAAGCUGUUGCUGCCUUAUGUGCACUUGGAGGAUUUAAGGAAACAAUUAAAAUAGGGUCAGAAGUCCAGGUGUUGGGUAAAGGUGUUUCUGGAAGCAUUGGCAUUGUUGUUUCUAUUAACGAACAAGAAGGUAUUGCAACUGUGAAAUUUCCACCCUUAGAUUUUAGGAAAUCUUCCAAGUCAUCUGACACACUGACUGUUCCAUUGUUUAGACUGUCUAUACCAAGAUCAGAGGCAUUACCUCUCCAUAAACUGUCCAUUACUGAGAAGGUAGUGCAGGCAGUCCAGUCCAUGUUACUUCCCCAGGAGGGGUGCCUAUCUAUUCACACCUCACUUCCUGCAACAGGAGAUGCUUCAACCCCAGUAAUGGCAGUGGUCCGGCUUCUUGCAGAGAUCAGGACAAGAGCUUGUCUAGUGAUGGCUCAGUUGUUAGAGGACACCUCAUUCUGUGAAGAGUUUAUACAACAAUGUCCAGCUGCUGUUGAGGUUCUAAACUUGGUUGCUCAGGAAUGCAGCCCGGGUGAGCGUCUUUCAGUGGUAGAAGUACAGUGUGAGAGGCUUAGGAUGUUGUAUCGCGACUGUGCACGGCCUCCUCCUCCACCUUUACAGACAGAGCGCAGACAGCCUAAAGAGAUAACAUGGAGCCCAUCGCGAGUCUUCCCCCCUGUGAGAGCCUGUAUGUUUUCAUCUCAUUUAACGGCUGUAACAUUCCUUGCUGAUCCCAGUGCUGGUGGAGGUUUACCAAGGGGAACAUUUAUCUAUGCUAUGUCUCCAGUCCCUGUACAAGCACCAUCUUUUUACUGGGAGAUUGAAGUUGUUUCGUAUGGAGACACAGAUGAUGACACAGGUCCCAUUGUUUCAUUUGGUUUUGCAACAGAAGCUGAAAAACGAGAUGGAGCAUGGACCAACCCAGUUGGUACCUGCUUAUUCCACAAUAACGGGCGUGCUGUGCAUUAUAAUGGAUCCAGUCUUUUACAGUGGAAAAGUGUACGCUUAGAUGUUGCCCUCUCGCCUGGUGAUGUUGCUGGAAUAGGUUGGGAAAGAACUGAAGGAACACCGCCUCCCCCAGGGCAGCCAGCGAAAGGCAGAGUUUACUUUACGUAUUGCGGUCAAAGGCUUGGCCCCUUCUUAGAUGAUGUUUCUGGAGGGAUGUGGCCAGUUGUACAUAUUCAAAAAAAGAAUACAAAAAUUCGAGCUAAUUUUGGGUCAAGACAGUUUUCCUAUGCAGAGGGGCAGGCACAUCGCAAUGCUGCUGACUUGUGCAUUGACUUGGCUGAAGAGAUAAGUGCAAACUUUGAAGCUUUACCUUUUGCUAUGGCAUCUGACAGUGACAAUGAUGCUGGUACCAGCAUAGCAUCUGAUCCAGGAACUCACGGACCUCCUUGCCGCAUUGCAGCUGUUUCCACUGUGCAACAACAAUAUGACAGUGAUGCGUCCUGCCAUUACAAAGUUGAGCGAAGCUAUGAAAACUUUGUAACAUCUGGUCCAGACCCCCACCCCCCUCCUAUCGCAGAUGAUGAGAGUGAUGAUGAUGAUGAUGAUGAUAUCCCACGGGAGGAUCACUAUGCCUUAUUGGUCAAAGCUUGGGAAACCAAAGUAUUUCCAACUAUUCGGAGGCGUUUCCGCAAUGAAGCAGAGAGGAAAUCUGGAUUGGACCAGAUUAAGGGAGCUUUGCAGCUCGGUAUGGUGGAUAUAGCACGACAGACUGUCGAAUUCCUUUAUGAAGAGAAUGGUGGCAUUCCUAGAGAUCUCUAUCUUCCAACUAUUGAGGAUAUCAAGGAUGAAGCAAAUAAAUUUACUAUUGAUAAAGUUCGCAAAGGAAUUACAGUUGUGAUUCGGUCUCCAGACAGCAAUAAUGUUGCCGGCACUGCUGUUGGAACUGCUUUACCCAAAUUUGCCAUUCGUGGGAUGCUAAAAACAUUUAGCCUGCAUGGAGUAGUUCUGGACGUUGAUUCGCAAGCCCCAGAACAGUUUCCAUCUGAAGAGUUUCCAAUCUCAGAGUCCAAGCUCAGCAUGGAUGUGAAUUUUCCUGGUGCAGCUUUUGUUGUGGCGUCUUGUAAAGAGGGCAAAUCUGGGUUCCGUAAAGACUCUUCCUUAUAUAAGGCACCCUGGUCGCGAGUCUUAGUCUAUGGCCUUGGUCAUAAAGUAAAGCGAAAUGGUCAGCUGAAUCUGAUAGAAUCAGUGUGUUAUCCGCGUGAUGCCUCUCCCAGUAACACUGGCCUUACACCUCCACCAACCACCAACCAAUACCCAACAGCAAUUAUUCCUACAGAUCGAGUCCACAUCAAGUUAGGUGUUUCUCCUGCUCCUGGGGCUGUAUUGGUAAUUCAUUCCCUACCCUUAGAGUUUCCAUUGGCAGUGGCAUUCACAGAACAGUUGUUGACAUGGAAGCUGGAGGAUAUGGAUGAGAAAUCUGAAGAUGAGCUUGAUACCAUCCCAGCCUCUGUUCUUUUGCAAGUGGUGGAGCUGAUAGGAAAUCUGAUGUGGACUACAGAUUUAGCUGCAGUCAUAAAGGAGCUGCUCUUCCAUCUCCUAGCUGAACUUCUUCGUAAAGUUCAUCAUUUAGAGCAGAAGAAGAAUCCCGCAGGACUUUCCUCCUCCAUAGCUCUUCAAUUAAAUCCCUGUCUGGCUAUGCUCAUGGCUGUACAAACCGAGCUACGAAAAUUGUAUGAUGAGGAAACUCAAAACUGGGCAUCUGGGAAUACAUGUAGUAGUUCUGUCCCUGGAAUUAGUGAGCAAGGAAGAUUUUCAACUUAUUUCCAUGCUCUAAUGGAGGUUUGUUUAGCAGUGGCAGAGGUCACGUUACCUAUAAAUAUGAGUUCAGCAGUGAGUGUGAUGUCAUCAACAAAUGCCACAAACUUAAGUGACUCCUCCUCCUCCUCUUCAUCUUCUCCUGGACAAACACCACAAAGUCCAAGUCUGCUUUCAAAGAGAAAAAAGGUGAAGAUCAAACGAGAGAAGGCAGCUUCUGUGAAGCGUUCAUCUUCUCGAGGAACUGAGAGUGACACUGCUAUGCUUAGUAUUGGAGGAAGCAAACCUGAGGACAUGUUAUGGUUCCACAGAGCACUCACCUUGCUAAUGAUUCUUCGACACCUGACUAAUAAGGACCCUCAAGGGCUGGGAGUUACUAAUGAUGCCAUAGCUGAUGCAAGUCAGGCAUUAGUUGGUCCUACUGCUCAUAGCCGCUUACUUGUUAUUUCUGGCAUUCCUACUCAUCUAGAGGAAUCAGUUGUUAGAAAUGCAAUUAGAAAAGCAUGCAAUGCUCAUGGAGGUGUAUUUAAAGAUGAAAUUUACAUCCCUCUGCAGGAAAUAGAGAUGCCAAUACCGAAAGAACGGCUAGAAGGAGCUGAAUGUAAAACAGAAGUAGAGAAACCCCCUUUGCUUCCCAGCACUGAUAAUAUGGAUAUCAGCAGUUCAAGCAGUGUGACCCCUGCAGUCAGUGUCACUGCCUCUGCCUCCACAAGCCAGGCCUCCUUAUGCAGCUCUCAGGGAGUUUCAAAGACCACCAGUGAAGCAUCCGUUGAGCAGUUAGCACCAGAACUUGCUGUGCCAUUAAAUGUUCUUGAGCCGCAUGGGGUGUCUAGCCAAGAGAGUCUGGACCUCUCUAUGUGCAGUACUGGAAGUAUGGGUAGUCUGGGCAGCCUUGUGGAACAGCUUGACAAUGUUGAAACCUCAUCUUUGUCUGAUGUAGGCUCCAUGUACACAGUUACAUCACUGGACAAUCAUAUGAUGAUGCCUCGUCCAAUCAAAGGCUUUGCAGUAGUAGAGGUUCGUUCUCGAGCCAAAAUUGAGAAAAUCCGCGCCAGUCUAUUCAACAGCAGUGAUUUGAUUGGAUUGUCAAGUCUUGAUGGGGAAGAUGAGCUGAUGGAAAUGUCUACUGAAGAGAUUCUGACAGUCUCCACUGUAAACCAGAGCUUGUUUGAUACUCAGGGGAUCCCGGGCCUGGGAGAUUAUUUUAAUGAAAAAACCAUGAAAGGUGAUAAGUUAGUGCCAGAAGCUCGAGAUGUUUUCACUGAAAUAUUUAAGAGCUGCAUUCAUGCUGAACAAAUGCUAAGUCUGACACCAGCAAAGUUCAUUAAAGUGUCUGAUAUUUACCUAAGUAAGGAGCAGAUCAAUGCACAGACCCCAGGAAACUUACUACAGGUGUUUUUCACAAAUGUGCGACCCCCUAAAAAAGUUCUGGAAGAUCAGCUGACUCAGAUCUUGCGAAAAUAUGGCAUUCCAAAGCCAAAGUUUGACAAAAGCAAAUAUGGCAAAUCUGGAAAAGAACAGCAUCCAGUGAAAGUUGUGAGCACCAAAAGGCCAGUUGGUAAACCCCCAACAAAGGACAAAGCUAUGCUAAACAGUGUCAGGACUGCCUUAAGUGAAAAGAAACCCAUAGUGAAACCAAAAUCUCCUGAUAAGAGCAGACCAGAUGAGAAGGACCGUGACAAAUCUCCUACUAAGAAGCAAGAAAUUCCAGAGGAGAAAUAUUUGACACUGGAAGGAUUCCACAGAUUUGUAGUCGAUAGAGCUAAACAAGACAUUCGUAGUAUUUGGAGAGCAGUUUUGGCUUGCGGUUAUGAUCUUCACUUUGAAAGGUGUGCUUGCAUUGAUACCCGGCAUGCUCAGAAAUCCAGCAGGAAGUGGAACCUAGAAAUGGAUGUUGCCCUGGUCCAGUAUAUUAACCGCCUUUGCCGUCACCUUGCAAUUACUCCAGCUCGGCUGCACCCCCAUGAAGUCUAUCUUGAUUCUGCAGAUACUGCUGACCCUAGAGUUUCCUGCCUGUUGAAUGUCCCAAUAGAAAGUCUGCGUCUUCGCUUUGCACUUCUACAGUCACUCAAUACAACAUUAGAGACAUUCUUCCUACCCUUGGUGGAAUUACGGCAAACAGAAAUGUAUAUGCACAGCAUAGCAUCCCUGUUGCAGCAAGCCAAAGGAUUUAUUUUCUAUGAUACAAAGGUAGCUGUGAUGAAUCGAGUGUUAAAUGCAACAGUGCAAAGGACAGUGGACCAUGCUGCACCAGAAAUCACUCUGGAUCCACUUGAAAUUGUUGGCGGAGAAAUUCGUAGCUCUGAAAAUUCCUACUUCUGCCAGGCUGCUCGUCAGCUGGCCUGCAUCCCAUCCUCACAACUCUGUGUCAAAUUGGCAAGUGGAGGGGAUCCCACAUAUGCAUUCAACAUCCGAUUUACUGGAGAAGAAGUGCAUGGCACAAGUGGCUCAUUUCGUCACUUCCUUUGGCAAGUGUGCAAAGAACUUCAGAGUUCCUCGCUUUCUCUCCUGCUGCUCUGUCCGAGCUCUGCAGUUAAUAAGAAUAAGGGUAAAUAUCUUCUAACGCCAAGUCCUAUAACAUAUCCAGAAGAACAAUUGCUACAUUUCUUUGGACAGCUCCUUGGAAUAGCUAUCAGAGCCGAUGUACCCCUUCCUCUGGACCUGCUACCUUGCUUCUGGAAGAUGCUGGUUGGAGAACCAAUGGACCCAGAAACUGACCUCUACGAAGCAGAUAUCUUGACAUACAACUACAUCAAAAAGUUUGAAAAUGUGAAUGAUGAGGCUGAGCUGGAAGUUCUCUGUUCUGAAAUUGCCUCUCCCCAUCUUGCCACAGAGAGCCCUGAAUCUCCCAACAAACCAAGCUGCAAAUUUACAUAUAUGACCAUGACAGGAGAAGAAGUAGAGCUGUGCACAAAGGGCAGACACAUCCCUGUAGUCUGGGAGAACAAGGAUAUUUAUUCAACAGCAAUUCGUAAUCUACGUAUGCGUGAGCUAAAGAAUGUUGAGUGCAUGACUGCAGUCAAAGCUGGUCUGGGCUCCAUCAUCCCACUCCAGCUCUUAACCACCUUAACAGCCCUAGAAAUGGAGCUCAGGACAUGUGGACUACCUUACAUCAAUCUUGAAUUCCUUAAGGCUCACACCAUGUAUCAAGUGGGUUUGAUGGAGACUGAUCAGCACAUAGAGUUUUUCUGGUCAGCACUGGAGAUGUUUACUCAGGAAGAACUUUGUAAGUUCAUCAAAUUUUCCUGCAAUCAGGAGCGCAUUCCCUUCACUUGCCCUUGUAAAGAUGGAGGACCAGACACUGCACAUGUUCCGCCUUAUCCCAUGAAAAUUGCACCACCUGAUGGGGCAGCAGGCUCCCCAGAUUCCAGAUACAUUCGCGUAGAGACCUGCAUGUUCAUGAUAAAGCUUCCUCAGUACUCCUCUCUUGACAUGAUGCUAGAAAAGCUGAGGUACGCCAUCCAUUACAGAGAAGACCCUCUCAGUGGCUGAUCUCAACCUCUCCAGCAGAAGAUACACGGUAACCAAGUAUGCAGAUCACGUUGGACGCAUCAUUGCUAAUGCUAUGGACAGAAGUCAGAAAGAAGAAUAUUUCUUCAUUGUAUUUCUUUCUGCCCAGACCUGCACAUUAUAUUUUGUAUUUGUUAAGUCUCUGGUGGGUUAUUGGCCUUGUCUGUGAAUUGUUUGUAGAAUAAUUUUAGUAAUAAUUGACGUGAGCGGUUGAGUUUAUUUGUCCCUUAACUGCAAAAGGAAAGCUUUCCAAGCACCGUUAGUGUGUCAGGAGGUACAGUAAUCCUCAGUCAUACUAUUUUUUUUAUCUGAGGAAAAGAAAAAAAUGUAAAAGAAUAUGUGUAAAUAAGAAUAAACCUCUAACUAUAAUUUAAUUAUAAAUUAUUUCUGGAGCACAGGAAUGUAACACUGGAUGAAGAGCUGUGAAAAAUAUAUAUAUAUUGAUUGUUUUUGAAAAAGUGUUUUAGUUCUGUUGGUUCUUAAAAAAAAAAAAAAAAAGCACUGGAUUUUUUUUAUUUGCAAAUAAAACAAUACACCAGGAAUCCAAAGGAAAUUCAUUUUAAAAUCCUGGAUAUUAAUUUAUCUUAUUUUUUCAGUAUUUAGAAGCAGACAGAUGCACAUUUAUUUAAGCAAAAGUAUUUUUAUUACUUAUUAUUGUGUUUUUAAAGUUUACUCUCCAGCUCACUUAUUUUAGGCUGUUGUGGGUCCAACUGGGGUAUUAUGCAUUUUGUGACAGCACUAUACAUUGAGAAACUUGACUAUGUGGCCUUAUGUGAAUGCUAAUUCCAAGGUAUGAUGAGACCAUGAGUAUUUGUACAGCUUAAUAAGUGUGUAGAGUAUAGUGGAGAAAUGAGAUCAGUUUGCGAGUGAUAUGAAUUGAUGUCUUACAUAAACAGUGAUGAGGAAAAGCACAUUUGACGUUUUUCAAUACUCAUUUCAUAGAAAAGGAUCUAAUAGAACUGAAGUCAAACUAGCAGACAAAAAAACAGUUCUAAAGAAAACACACUAGUACUAGCAUUAGUCUGCAGAAGUGUCCGUAACAGGAUUGCUAUUUUUACUGUGCUUACCAAGACCAGUGUCAUAAUGGAAUCCAUGCAUUUAUCUUCAGCCAAUAUAAACUAUGCAUGGUCUGUAGUAAUAUGUGACAACAGCAUAUGUGAUGAAUUAUUGGAUUUUAUUACAUUGUAGUAUAUAAAUCCUUAUUGGCAUGGGCUUUAAAAUAUACUUUAAAAUGUUGGACAUUUUCAACAUAGGCAAGUUUUUAUAUUAACAGAAGAAAAAGGACAAUUAAAACUUUAUACUUUACACACUAACUCAAUUGUUGUUUGAUGAUCUACCUCAGUGUCUCCUUCAGUCCUUGUGUAUCUCCAGCAGGGUAGACAUCAAUCUUUGGCUUAGAACCCUUGCAAAUAUGGCUGUUGAUCACUGCACUUGGCAUAUCAUUGACUUACAAUGUGUCUAGCAACUUGUACCACCACACCUGAAGUAAAAUUAGUAUUUUUAAAAGUAAGCAACGCUCCAAAUAAACUUAUGGAGGUGGUUAGUAAAAAUAUAACUUAUGUUGAUAUACUACAGUUUUGUUUGGUUUUUCUAUAAAUCUAUAUAUACCGUAUAUAUAUUGUACAUUUACUUAUUUCUACAAUUGGACUGCAUCAUCAUGAUUGAGUCUCUCUUUAAUUUUGGCUUCUUUAGAAUACUAGAGGAUUGGUGUUUAAUAACACUGUUGUUUCUGACAUCUUAAAGGUGACAAGUGUUGGCAUGGGUGUAGGUGAUAGGUGUUCUAUAAAGGAGCUUGGUUUGUGUGGUAUAGUUGGUGCAGUAAUCACUGCCUGCCUCCAUAUCCUGCAGAGCCACUAAAAUAAUAAGAAGAAUUAGAAAUAAAAAAUAAACAUAUCUACAUAAGGUUUAGAUUUACUACACAAAAUACCAAACUAAUGGUUUGUAAUUGUAUAUGAUUAUGUUUCAGCUGUAUAUAGUUCAUUAGAACUGAAGUUGUUUAACACUUGAAGAAAAGGAUAUUAUUCUUGAACUUGUAAGUGUAAAAAUCAUAUUUAUUACACAUGUAAGAUUUGUCUUGUGUCCUGAUAUAACAGCCAAUUCUGCAGGCAACAUAUAAAACUGCAAAUGUAAAUUUUGAUCACAGCAAUAGACUCACAGCUAUUACAGCUGCAUAUGCAAAAUAAACUGUAAAAAUGAUAAAUGUCUUUACCAAGGCUCAGUGGUCAUAUUAAAAUUUGUAAUUUAAUAAUUGUAUGGAAUUUACAAUUUCUUUUUUAGACAAAAGGUGUUAAAUUUAUUCUCACAAAUUACCAGCCAUGUAGAAAAAAUAUUUCAAAUAUAAAAUUAAUGUGUAUUAUAUUUAAUAUUAUUGGUAGGUUAUGCUGCAGGCUCAAUGGUCUGAAUGGCUCAUAAUAUUGUUGUGCAGCGUAUUAUUUAAAACGUAUCACAAAAAUAACAUAGUGUGUCAUAAUAGAUAUCAAAGGAUACUGGGGAUAACAGUAACAAUGUUUCUAUCUGAAGCAUGUACAUAAUAUUUCAAGUAUCUAUACACAGAUGAGUAGAGGUAUUGUGUGAAUAUGAACCAUGGGCAUCUGCAGAUUUUUUUCCCCCAGGAAGGUGCAAAAAUGAAUUAAUAAAUAAAAUUCCCUUUACAUAGUAAUAUCUAUGGUAACAUGCACAGUAGGAGAAGUUGCUUGUUGUACACAAUUAAUUUUAUACAAACAAAACAUCAUUUUACACAUAAGCAGCACAUCAUUUUACAAAUGGAUAUCAAAAGAGUGAAUUAACAUCGAAAUUCCACUCCACGAGACAACCCAUGAAUGUAAAUAAAAGCAAACCCUAGUGCAAGCUGUGCAGCAGCCUCUUCACUAGGGACCAAUUAGUGCAAUUUCCACCUAAUUUGUAAUGAAAUAUUUGUGUAUAUGCUUCAUAUAGAUGUAAUGAUUCUCUCAUAUUCCCCUUUAGUAUGUUUAUUCACAAAGCAUACGUAACAUUUUAAAGGUUUGAUGUUUAAAAAGCAGUGGUGUUGCAAAUAAAUGCAGUUCUUCAAUGUGAUUUGAUAUAUAUAUAUAUAAAUAUAUAUAUAUAUAUAUAUAUAUAUAUAUAUAUAUAUAUAUACUGUAGUUUCAUAGACGGAGGUAAAACUAUGAACUUAACCACAUACAAGUAUGUAAAGGGAUAAGAAUUUGUCAUGGUGUAGUAUAAUUUUAUAUUUUAAGGUACAUUUAACUUAGAAAUCAAAAGGAGGCGAGUAAAAAUGUAUAUCACAGCUACUGCAUAUAGCAAGUUUUCACCACAACAGACAUUAACCUAAGGCUUUUCCUCACCUGUUUUAAAUAUGACAGUAAAAGACUUUACUCAGUGUCCCUUUCUUUUUUUAAUAUAAGAUUUAUGGGGUUAAGUGCAACAUAUCUACAUUUUUGGGCCUGAAGUGUGCUGUACAGUUGAUGUAUAUUUAUUACAGUUAUGUAAGGUUGCAUUAAACAAAGCCUUUUGCUCAAUGCUGUUUACUCUUGUACUGGUAUUUAACAAACUGCUGUGUAAAAGAAGCGUAAUAAAUAAGGAACAGGUGUCGUAUGAAAAAUAAAGUCCUUUGAUUUUCAAUGUC
Molecule: messenger RNA, 16323 nt
Organism: Bombina bombina (fire-bellied toad)
Lineage: Eukaryota; Metazoa; Chordata; Amphibia; Anura; Bombinatoridae
Gene: HECTD4
Product: HECT domain E3 ubiquitin protein ligase 4
Exons: 72
Coding region: 135-12698 (4187 amino acids)
Molecular function (GO): ubiquitin-protein transferase activity
Source: RefSeq, a predicted model, not a curated record